GAUGUGUGUGUGUGGGUGUGUGUGUGUGGGUGUGUGUGUGUGGGUGUGUGUCGCGUACAUAUGGUGCUGUUGCCCUUGGAAGGUUAAGGCUACCGGUAGUGUCGCGUACAUAAGGUGCAGUUUCCCUUGCAAGGUUAAGGCUACCUGUGGCGGUCAAACCAGAACCCUUCCGUCUUCCGUUCCUUGGCCUUUAGAAAAAUGCAAGUUGAGGGCACUAGCCUCCGGCUGGCUGUCCUUUUCCUCGAUGUCCAUUGUUUUCAUUUUGCCUGGAUCUCAUGUGCGAGUACCCACCUAUCGGCAAGAGAAAACCUUUAAUAUUCCUUCACAGCUAAGCGUCACUCCCUCAUUGGAUUCAGUAAUUGAAACCGUCAGGAGCGGCGCAACUCUUCUUUUUAAAAUUUAUCCCUUCGAACCACACAAAAAAGGGCCAGAUUGUUCUGCUUACCUUUCUCUUUUCUGGGUGAAGAACAGUGCUUUUCAAGUUCAUCAUUUGAAGGACGGGCAGAUAUAUCCAUACAAUCUACUCGUUGGGUCUAUCUAGCUACCGGUACGUACCGUAGCUGGAGGCUGGAGGAGAGGGCUCGGGCAAUUCUCAGGCCUGAAAACAACAAAAGGGAACAACAAAAGGGACCUUCGGGAGACUAUCGUCAUUGGAGGCAGCAUUUUCUGUAAAAAACUGUAUUGUCUCUGAGUGCCAGACGAUAUCGCUCUGAGUCCUGCAAGCGUGACGACUGUUUCGAUCAUCAUGUUCUCAGAAACGUGGACGGCUGAUAGGCUCUCCAGGGCUUCCAACCAAGAUCUUGGGUCUCCACAGGAGAUAGAGCAACGAUUUCUGCAACAUUUGAACGCUUCAGAAAGCUGCAAGACAUCCCUCAGGGUUCUCCUCACGAGCUCAUCCAACACAACUCGUGACUUCUCGCUAGAGGUGGACGCCUUUGAUUUGCUCGAGGCAGACCCUUGCUUAGGACAUUUGCUUCUGAAAUACCCACAGCUCAUGAUUGGCCAUCUGGAAAGAGCCAUUGUGACAGCCCAGCAGCAACUCUCUGCGCAGCUUGAGGCAGAAGCACGGCAAAAUGGGAUCGAAUUCGCGGGAAAGGUCAAGGGAUUGAGGACGAGCCGAGUGCAUGCACGCCUCGUCCAUCUCCCUCCGACAUGUUGCAAAAUGUCACUUGCAGCGCUACAGGCAUCGGAUGUCGGCCACAUUGUUCAAGUUUCAGGAACUGUGGUGCGGGCCACACCUGUUUUCAUGUACGAGAGUACGCGGACCUUUAAAUGCACCGGCAAGACCGGGUGUGGACAAGAAUUCACGGUCUAUGCCGAUCUAGAACAACGCCACAAUGCACUGGCGGCUCCAGAGCGUUGCAUGGCUAGCAGUGGAUGCAAGGGACAUAACUUCCAAACUGUAGCGGAAAACACUGUUCACACAGACUACCAAGAAGCCACAAUUCAGGAGGCCGCUUCUCAGUUGGGGGGAGGAUCACAUGUGCCCAAAUCUCUCCUGAUCAAGCUUCAACAUGAUCUUGUUGACCGCUGCCAGCCAGGUGAUGAGGUUGUCAUUGUAGGGCUUCUCUUGCCGCAAUGGCAGCCUUCCAUCAUGCCAAACAUGGAAUGCGCCGUUGCAAUGGCCCUGCGGGCUCAUUCGAUCCGUGUCGUGCGUGACAAUGGCGCCUCUGCGUGGUCUCGGGGGGCUCUUGAUGAUGGAAAUCAGCUAGGAGAGGACAUCCAAGAAGACAAGUUUCGUGGAGAAUUCAAAAAUUUCUGGGAGCAUUUCAAGGAUGCGCCAAUCGCUGCCCGAGAUCACAUAUGCAAGGCAGUUUGUCCCAAGCUCUACGGCAUGGCGGUCGUCAAAUUGGCGCUCCUUCUAACGCUCAUUGGGGGAGUAUGUGAAGCAGACGACAAUAGCGAGGAACCUACAGGGGUGACCGAUGAUUCUAACCCAGCUGAGCAACAUUUUGAACCGGAGCAAUUCGAGAUAUUCCGAGACAGCUCUGGUACAAAUGCAUCGACUUUUUAUGGAGAAACUCGUCCGCCGGGGAUGCGGAACUCUGAAAACAGGAGCGGGGAAACCGUACGAACUCGACGACGGGGACAGAGUCAUCUUUUGCUGGUGGGGGACCCGGGAACGGGAAAAAGCCAGUUUCUGUUGUUUGCCGCAGCGUUGUGCCCGCGAAGUGUCAAGACGACUGGUGUAGGAACCACUUCUGCUGGUUUAACGUGUGCUGCCGUCAGAGAGAGCGGCAAGGAGUUUUCUUUGGAGGCUGGGGCGUUGGUGCUAGCUGACGGAGGCGUGUGCUGUAUCGACGAGUUUGGUUGUAUUCAAGACCAAGAUAGAACCACAAUCCACGAGGCAAUGGAACAGCAGACCCUCUCAGUGGCGAAGGCCGGCAUUGUUUGCAAGCUCAAUUGCCGAGCAUCUAUCGUAGCUGUCAUGAACCCCAAAGAUUGCAUGUACGACCAUCAGGCCGGCUUGUCCCGUAACACGGGACUCGGCACUCCCUUGCUAAGCCGAUUUGACGUGGUUUUUACUUUGCUAGAUUCAACUGAUGCCGAGAGGGAUAGCAAAGUUACGACAACUCUUUUGAACCGGGCUAUCCAGGGGGGUGAGACUGGGAACUCUGCAGGCGACGACACCGCUACCGCCGAGAAGAUGUGGACUGUCGAGAAACUACGAGCCUAUGUGUCUUUGGUGAGGGAACAGUUUCGUCCCACCAUGAGUGAUGAAGCAGCCAUUCUCUUAGAAUUGCACUACGAAAAAUCCAGAUCAUCGCAGAACACUACAAUGCCCGUCACAGUCCGCUUCCUUGAAUCUUUGAUCCGCUUGGCCCAAGCUCAUGCUCGGCUCAUGUUUCGCAAAACUGUUGAGCUCGACGACGCAGUUGCGGUCGUUUGCAUCGUAGAAUGCACAGCUUUCGGCAGGGAAACCUUUGCAGAACACAUGGACAGUGGUGAUCACUUGUAUCGUGAUCCCAUGAACGUGGUAUUCUCCGAUACACCCGAUAGCGACUUUCAACAGCUCAAGAGCAUCAUUCUUCAGCGUUAUGGCAUUCAUGAUCCACGUCAAAUGUAAAUCAAUCCACCUUCCUCGAUUUAGUGCUGCGUCGUCUUCUCUCGAAUGACCACUCAAGACGUAGCUGGCUAGAUUGGAGCGGUAACCAUACCCUUCAUCAUGUAUUAAUAAUUCUGCCAUGUCCAAUGUGCUCGGGUGCUACGAACGGUACAAAUAGAUGGUAACAGUGUGACAAGAAGAAAGAAAAGAAAUGGUUCAUCAUGUGAGCCUUGAUGGCUUUGGCUUCCGAGUACGAAAGCUUUUCAUCCGCUAUUUUUGAGCCAAGUAGACACAAUUUGCCCAUUCAAAACCUUCCUCAUGGUUCACCUUCACCUACAAACACCCCACAAUCUCAUGACCAGGCAAGGAGGAUGUCAGGGCACGGAGCACACCCAAGCCUUCAUUACUUGAAAGGAAGAUUAAGUUUAACUUUAACCCCAAGAUUACCCCAUCU
Molecule: messenger RNA, 3500 nt
Organism: Seminavis robusta
Lineage: Eukaryota; Bacillariophyta; Bacillariophyceae; Naviculales; Naviculaceae
Source: the annotation of a GenBank genome assembly